AUGGACGGCCUUUCUAAUGCAGCCAGCAUUAUAGCUGCCAUCCAAGUUGCCGGGAGUGUUAUGAAGAUUUGUGUGACUUACUUGAAUGAAGUGAAGGAUGCCAAGAAUGAUGUUCAUCGCCUACGACUGGAGGUUGCGAGUCUUACUGUCCUACUGGAAAAGGUAUCGAAACUCCUGCACAAUCCAGAUGGCAUGGAACUUUCGGCUUCUAAGAUGUUGGUUGACGGUAUGAACGAUUGUCUUUCAACGCUCACUUGCUUGGAUAAAAGGAUAGACCCAGGAAACAGAUCCAAGAUAAUGACCAAAUGGGGAAUUCGAGCUCUCAAGUGGCCCCUAAAAAAGGAAGAGUUGAGAAAGGUUGUUCAAGAUAUCGAGAGAUGCAAGACGGCUCUGAAUUUAGCCUUGCAGGUUGAUCAAAUAAAACUCAUAAAUGGCAUGGACCAAAAGAUCGACCUCUCCAAGCUGCCAACUGCCUUAGGCGCCGAGUUCGAUUCAUAUUCAGACCAACACGAAGACCAAUGUCUACCAGGAACCAGAAGUGAGAUCCUUGGAGAGAUCAAUAAAUGGGUGGAGUUUCCACAAGGGAGAUGCAUCUUCUGGUUGAAUGGAAUGGCUGGAACGGGAAAAUCAACGAUUUCCCGAACUGUGGCCAGAACAUUACAGGAGAGAAGGCUACUUGGCGCUAGCUAUUUCUUCAAGAGAGGCGAAGGUGACCGGGGGAACGCGACAAGAUUUUUUAGUACCCUCGCGACUCAAUUGAUGCACCAUAUGCCUCAGUUAAUACCAGCCGUGAGAAGGUCACUUGAGGCUGAUCCUGGUAUUUCAGGAAAGUCACUCAGGGACCAAUUUCAAAAGCUCAUUUACCAGCCGCUCCUGGGACUGAGGCUCAGCCAAAAUAGUUCCAAAAUUGUCAUAGUGAUCGAUGCCUUAGAUGAAUGCAAUCGGGAAGAGGAUGUGCAAGUUCUCCUCCAGUUGCUACCACGAAUGCGGGAAUCGGGCGCGCCGGUCUGUAUAUUUUUAACAAGCAGACCUGAAUUAGCGAUACGCCUGGGAUUCAAGCAAAUUGCCAAUGAGCAUCAGGACUUGAUACUCCAUGAGGUACCCGAGCUAGUGAUAAAGGACGAUCUAUCUUUGUUUCUCAACAACAGAUUCGCAAAGAUUAGAUACGAGCGUGCUCUAGCCCCAGACUGGCCGGGAGAUGAGAGCAUCGAAGCUCUGGUUGCCCUUUCCGCACCGUUAUUCAUUUUUGCUGUCACCGUAUGCCUCUUCAUCGGAGAUAGGAACUGGAGCCCAGAGAAGCGCCUUGCAUCAAUCAUCCAAGACAAGGCGCUAAACCGUACAUCGCGACUGGACAGGACGUACCUUCCAAUCUUGAAUCAGCUUCUCACCGGCGAGGAUGAAGAUGAGUCGAAGCAGCUAUUGCAAGAGUUCCAAGAUAUUGUUGGGAUCAUCGUCCUUCUUGCUUCCCCGCUCUCUAUUAAUGGCCUCUCCCGCUUGCUGGAUAUUCCCAAAGGUGACAUAUACAGCAGACUGGACUUAUUCCAUUCGGUCCUCAGUGUUCCGACGGAUCCAGAAGCUCCCGUGCGGAUUCUGCACCUGUCAUUCAGGGACUUUCUUGUGAACCCGGGCAGGAAAGCCAAAAGUCCAUUCUGGAUAGACGAGAAAGAAACGCACCGAAAGAUGGCCAAUAGAUGUCUUGCCGUUAUGCAAAGGGAUCUAAAGAAGAAUAUUUGCAAUUUACCAAGCCAUGGGACGAGUCGCGCGAAACUCGAUUCUCAGGCAAUCGGCUGCUACCUGUCGACCGAUUCACAAUACUCUUGCCGUUAUUGGGUACACCAUAUCGAGCAGGGCGGAUUCUGCAUGACUAACGGGCUUGAUUUGUUCCUUCGACAACAUUUCCUGCACUGGCUUGAAGCAAUGAGCCUUCUAGGGCUUAUACAUGAUUGUGUUGGGAUGAUCCACACUCUACAAUCCGUCACCCAAGCUCAAGCGGAACCUGAAACAUCAAGGUUCCUCCAAGAUGCAAAACGAUUCAUUCUGAAAAACAUACAGAUAGCUGACAACGCACCGUUGCAGCUAUACUGCUUGUGCCUCGCUUACGCACCACGGACGUGCUGCAUCAGAAAGACAUUUGAGAAACAGAUUCCUGGUUUGAUUACAAAGUUGCCUGCGGGAGAUGAUGCAUGGGACGCGCAAGUCCAGACUUUGGAAGGUCAUUCACAAAGAGUCGUGUCUGUCACAUUCUCACCAGAUGGCAGGCUAUUGGCAUCGGCAUCCUGGGAUGGCACGAUCAAACUUUGGGAAACUGCUACUGGGGCAUUGCAACAAACACUGGAGGGACAUUCAGGCUCAAUUGAAUCGGUGAUAUUCUCCCCAGAUAGCAGGCUGCUAGCAGCAGGUUCCGGGAGAAUGGUCCAAUUCUGGGAUAUAGCCACUGGAAAUCUACAAAUGACUCUGGAAGGCCACUUGGAUAGGGUCAGAACUGUCGCAUAUUCGUCAGAUGGGCAGAUCGUUGCAUCUGGUUCUCAGGAUAACACUGUAAAGAUUUGGGACCCUGCUGGAUCGCUGCAAUACACACUAGAUGGACACUCAGGUUUAAUUCGAUCGGUGACAUUCUCACCGGAUAACAAACUGGUGGCAUCAGGAUCUUCGGAUCAUACCGUCAAGCUAUGGGAAGCGGGCUCUGGAGUAUUGCAGCGGACAUUGGAGUGUCAAUUCUGUGUUUCCUCUAUCGCAUUUUCGCCGAAUGGCGAGGGGCUGGCUGUCGGCGCUGAGGAAACGAUCCAAUUCUGGGACACCGCUACUGGAACUCUUCAACAUACUAUAUACGAAAACUUGUCCGACGUUAAUUCUGUCGUAUUCUCACCGGACGGAAAGCAAUUAGCAUCAGGUUUCUCCCUAAGUACAGCCAAAAUUUGGGAUGUCACUACUGGAACCGAGCAGCAAGCCCUGACAGGCCACGAGAGUAACGUCUGCUCGGUGGCAUUCUCACCAGAUGGAAAGGUGGUGGCUUCAGGCUCCUUAGAUCGCACAAUCAAGCUGUGGGAGACUACCGCGCGAAACUUCCCGGCAGCUGCCCAAAUAGACAGCCACUCACAGUUAGUUGUUUCUGUCGUUCUCUCCCCAAAUGGAAAGCUGGUAGCGUCUUGCUCUUCCGAUGGGACAAUCAAACUAUGGGACACUGGCAGUGGGAGUAUCAUACACACCCUACAAGGUCAUUCAGACUGCGUCUGGGAUGCCGUAUUCUCAUCAGAUGGCAAGGUGGUGGCUACGGGCUCUCUUGAUUCAACAAUCAAGCUCUGGGACACUGCCACUGGAGCAUUGCAACAAACACUGGAGGGACAUUCAGGCCCAAUUGAAUCUGUGACCUUCUCCCCAGAUAGCAGGCUGCUAGCAGCAGGUUCCGCCGAUGGAACAAUAAGCAUUUGUGCUAUUCCAGAAGGAGCUCUCCAACGGACAUUAGAAGGCCAUCUCGGUCGGAUCAGGUGUGUAGCAUUCUCACCAGAUAGAAAGCUACUAGCAUCGAGAUUUGAUUAUGAGCGAAUCAAGGUCUGGGACGUCACCACCGGCACCUUGAAACAGAGUAUCGAAUCCACACCAUAUAGUUUGUCACGCUCCUGUGCCGUGAUAAAUGGGCCCACAAUCCAUUGGCAAGUGGAUGGUGAAUCACACUCAGUCUGGUCCGUGGCGUUUUCGCCAGGUGGCAAUUUUCUAGCAUCGAGCUCCUGCAGUUCGACAAUCAAAAUUUGGGAUACUGCCACUGGCAUACUGAACCAAAUUGUGGAGCGCCAUCCGGGUUUUAUUAGAUCCCUCGCGUGGUCUGAUAAUGGCCAAGGUCUUGAGACCAACAUCGGGUCGUUCGAUAUUCAGCCGCAGCAUGAGAAUAACGCCUCCCCAUCGAAGCAGCCCACUUUCAAAGUCUCUCUUCACAAUCAAUGGAUAGCUCUUCAGGGCGAUAAAGCGUUUUGGAUGCCUCCUGAGUACCGGCCCACUUGUUCGUUCAUUCGAGAAGGUAUUUUGGUUCUUGGGCAUAUGUCAGGUAGGGUGUCUUUCAUGGAAUUUGGUAUCUAG
Penicillium verrucosum is the source of this 4071-nucleotide messenger RNA. RefSeq lists its product as uncharacterized. The record is from RefSeq and is a predicted model, not a curated record. The transcript has 3 exons. Gene Ontology annotation, molecular function: protein binding. NCBI's taxonomy places the organism in Eukaryota, Fungi, Ascomycota, Eurotiomycetes, Eurotiales, Aspergillaceae. The coding region runs from base 1 to 4071 and encodes 1356 amino acids.